This is a messenger RNA of Ictalurus furcatus (blue catfish), 3501 nucleotides long. RefSeq names its product mitogen-activated protein kinase 14b (gene mapk14b). The transcript has 12 exons. Lineage: Eukaryota; Metazoa; Chordata; Actinopteri; Siluriformes; Ictaluridae. Gene Ontology annotation, molecular function: MAP kinase activity; ATP binding. Gene Ontology annotation, cellular component: nucleus; cytoplasm. The record is from RefSeq and is a predicted model, not a curated record. The coding region runs from base 270 to 1355 and encodes 361 amino acids. Gene Ontology annotation, biological process: intracellular signal transduction; protein phosphorylation.
ACUCUCCCCCAGUAAGCAGCUUCACACCGAGAAGAGCUUCACGCGCAGCGACUUCGCAGGCGGAUCAGCGCGAGCUUGACUCUGCGAUUACAAACUGCACCUGCAGCAGAGAUCCAUGCACUGAUAUUGAUUUCUGGAGCUGUUGUUGUUUUUGAGUCUUCGGUUCCGGAAGCGAAAGCCAGCGGAGAGGGGAGGGGGGGAGCAGAAGUUUUUCAGCCGGACUGAGCUCGCGUUGUUGGGAGAGGAAGGGGGGCCGAGGAUCGGCAGGAAUGUCCCAGAAGCAGAGACCCGCUUUCUACCGACAGGAGCUUAACAAAACCAUAUGGGAGGUACCUGAGAGGUACCAGAACCUCGCUCCGGUCGGUUCGGGCGCUUACGGAUCUGUGUGCUCGUCGUAUGACGUAAAGACGGGCCUGAAGGUCGCUGUGAAGAAGCUGUCACGACCUUUCCAGUCCAUCAUCCACGCCAAGCGCACUUACCGAGAACUGCGGCUGCUCAAGCACAUGAAGCACGAGAACGUGAUUGGCCUGUUGGAUGUGUUCACUCCCGCCACCACCCUCGAGGAAUUUACAGACGUGUACUUGGUGACUCACCUAAUGGGUGCCGACCUCAACAACAUCGUCAAAUGCCAGAAGCUAACAGAUGACCACGUCCAGUUCCUCAUCUAUCAGAUUUUGCGUGGACUAAAGUACAUUCAUUCAGCAGACAUCAUCCACAGAGACCUGAAGCCCAGUAACCUGGCUGUAAAUGAAGACUGUGAGCUUAAGAUCCUGGACUUUGGCCUGGCGAGACAUACGGACGACGAGAUGACGGGCUACGUGGCCACGCGAUGGUAUCGUGCGCCUGAGAUCAUGCUCAACUGGAUGCACUACAACAUGACAGUGGACAUCUGGUCUGUGGGCUGCAUCAUGGCUGAGCUUCUCACUGGACGGACUCUGUUUCCUGGCACUGAUCAUAUAAACCAGCUCCAGCAGAUAAUGCGCCUGACUGGAACUCCUCCAGCCUCACUAAUAAGCAGGAUGCCCAGCCACGAGGCCAGAAACUACAUAAAUAGUUUGGCGCACAUGCCAAAGAGGAAUUUCGCAGAUGUAUUCAUUGGUGCCAACCCAUUAGCCGUGGACCUGCUGGAGAAGAUGCUGGUUUUGGACACGGAUACGCGGAUCACGGCCUCAGAGGCACUGGCCCACCCGUACUUCGCGCAGUACCACGACCCGGACGACGAGCCCGAGGCUGAGCCGUACGAUCAGAGCUUCGAGAGCCGAGAGCUGGACAUCGAGGAGUGGAAAAGGCUGACGUAUGAGGAAGUCCUGAGCUUUGAGCCCCCCGUGUUUGAUGGAGAUGAGAUGGAGUCAUGAGUCUGUCCUUACUUACCUCCUGGAGCGACAGAAGCUGCCUCAUAACUAUAUUUCAACAGGAACACACACAAACACACAGCGUGACAUUAAAGGAACAGUCUGACCAAAAACUGUUAAUGCUCAUCAUGAAUGGGAGCUGAGGCCUUGAAUUAGCAUCAUGCAAAUAGGACUGUGCUGAUUGGGGGCCACUGGGUUCCCUUAGUGGUUUAGGGGCAUUAGCAGAGUUUGGUUACAUUGCUCCUUUAAGGUGCCUGUGCCUUCAUUCUGUACUGGAUUCGCUAUUAUCAGAGACUAUUUACAGGUGGAGGAAAACGCAAAAACACGUACACACCCCUCUCCACUAUGGACACUGAGAAUGUAGAGUAUUACUGAGUAAUAUUUUUUUUUCUCUGUUGCUGUUGUUGGUCGUCUCUUUCUAUCCAUUUUCACUUUUUAAAUGUCAUUUUUAAAAUGAUAGUAGAAUUUUCAUGAGAAAGAAUAUUAUUUAAUUUUGAAGGGGAGGGUGUUUGGGGGAAAUAAAAUAGCAAUCAUAUCUGUCUACUACUAUCAAACUUUUUGGCCUGUAGUUUAUUUGCAAAAAGUACGGUCCCUGCUUUGAGCCGCUACAGUAAUAAUGGCCGUGAGGCCUUCUUAAACGCAACCCGUUAGUGUUUUUAGAGCUGUAAAUAAAACAUUACGCUUGUAAAUAAACGAGAUUUUGCAGCAGGAGCAUUAGUUUUAAGGAGCUCCAUCGGCUGAAGGAGAAGGAAUCACGAAUUGAAUCAGACAGUGAAUGUAAAAUAGAUCAUAUGUUAUGCAGGAUGAGUUCAUGCCUGUGUAUCAGCGCUCUCCCUUUAUCUCUUAACCCCAAAGUUUAUCCGGCAUAGGAAUCCCUGCGGAUUCCAGGUGAUUGAUGUUUUUGCUCCUUUCCAGCUCUAGGCACAACCAUUCCAUGUGUUUAGUGCACUUGAUUGAUUGAUUGAUUCAGGCACAUUUUGAGCUGGAUGGGAACAAAAAUGUGGAGCGUCUAGGGUUUUUUGGGAAACACCAUGCAACUGCCAUACGUUUUGUUCUUCCAAAUUGUAGCAAAUAUAUCUUAAGUAGUGCCAGAUAAGCAAAAGAAUGUCUGACUUCCUUCUCAUACACGGCCUGUGGCUUGUUCAUGGGAUUUUGCUAUUUAUAAAUAUGAAAAUUCACCAGAAAUUUGAAACGCGUCAUGUAUUUGUUUCUUGCGCCAUCUUUAGAUGAAAUGUACACCUGAGCGCCUGUCUUAUAUACAUCCUGGCCCUUUGGCCUCUUUUUUUUGUGCUGUAUCUUAUUAUUUAUAGCCUUUUUUUUUCUUUCAAAAUGUUGCAUUUAAACAUAACACUGCUCAGUCAGUCAAAUGGAUGAAUCACACUGUGUCGAGUGUUAAGGGAGUCAUAGCGGAUUGCUCCAGUAUGAUCGUCACUCCAGGUGUCCGGUAACGUUAUAAUCCUCCAUCAGGGUGCCUUUUUCUCACAAACCUGAUGAUUCUCAUUUGCCGGUGUUUUUUUGAACAGGUUUCGAGGUGCUGCUCGAGACCGUGUCAAUCUGAGCCAAAAUCUGAGUGUGAUCCCAUUUUAGCACAGAAGACCAACUCCGAGAAUGUGGGUACAUCCCAAACCCUGUACUACUCCACUAAAUAGGAUAAGACACACGUACCUGCAUACAUGCAAGUGGCAUACUAUUUUGAUAUUCCAGUUAAUGGGGUUUGGGACGCAGACUUUUCUUUCUUUCUUUCUUUCUUUCUUUUUUUUUUUUUUUUUUGAACACAGUAAACCGUGCCAGCAUCUAACUUAUUAUAUUAGUAAUAUUUGUUAAGAUUAUUUUGAGUGUGUUUUCCAUGGUGUAUAUUAUUAAUUACAUUCUGCAAUAUUCUGUUUUGAGCAUGAUUUCGCAAUGCGUGAGGAAAUGUAAGGCUGUUUUUGUAUUUGUAUGUUUACAGUAGUUCAUUAAAAAUCACAGAAAUGGACAGUCAUACAUCAAGUUAUCCAUAAAUGUAGUUGUUUUCAUGUGGUCUGUCUGUAGUACAAAAGGAAAGACACUUGGGUCCUUUUGUACCACUUGGCUAAUUCAUCAGUGCAAGCAGCUCACAACCUGUAAACCACUGGUAGUUACAAUAAAGGCAAUUAUUACUAUUUUUCAA